UGGCAAGAUACGAUCAAACUGCCUUCUGCUCUGGACCUCCAGAAGAGAGAUCUACAGACUCUGAAUUUGUUAGCUAAAACUCCUUUUCAAACUGAUCUGAAGUUCAACUCAAGAAAACAUGACCGGCUUUUUUCUUAAGUUUGGGCUCCUUCUGUUAUGCAGCAUUUGCCAUUAUAGUGAAGGGCUUGGAAAGGAUGAAUGUCCUGACCCUAACACAACUAAAUGUGCAGAGUAUUACAUGGAUCAAUAUGUUGUGGGUACUUGGGCUCGAUAUUAUUGCGAUGAAGGCUACAAGAGAAAAGCCGGAAUAACUAACAUUAUCAGAUGCAAGAAUGUCUCUGGAGUCGUUCAAUGGAUAAGCAGUUCCCAACCAGUUUGCAUAGGGCUGCCUCCUACCGAAAAAUGGGAGAACAGUUCCACUGGGCCCCAAAUCAGCACCAGAACCUCAACAGCCGCAGAAGGAUUUUGUGGCACUCCUGUCCGAGUGGAGCAUGCCACUGUUAAGGUGACAAAGUAUAAACUGGGGCAAAAGCUAACAUUUAAAUACUUGAAUGAAUCUCAAGUAUGGGUCCCCGGCACUGGUAUUAUUACGUGUGAGAACUCUAGUGGAGUUGCCGCCUGGUCCAGCUUAAAUCCACAAUGCACCGAUGAGGUCCACUUGACUUCGGGGGAGCAGCGUCUCAAUCCAGCUAUUUUAUGCAUUAUGGCUGCAGGGACUAUGGUCUUCAUUUUAUAAAGGUUCCUGGCCAGCGGAAGGGCUCCCGGUAAUUUUCAAUGGCACAAGAAAGCUUCCUGGGAAGAUACUUAUCCAGUAUAAUUCUGUAAUUCGGUUCUAUGGAAGGAGAACAGGAAUAGAAAUGGACCAUCCAGAGCUCUGGUGUCACAUGAUAUACAUAUGACCUGAAAUGAUUGAGG
Messenger RNA from Ahaetulla prasina, 915 nucleotides. RefSeq names its product interleukin-15 receptor subunit alpha-like. The transcript is spliced from 6 exons. Gene Ontology annotation, molecular function: interleukin-2 receptor activity; interleukin-2 binding. Bases 119 to 736 code for a protein of 205 amino acids. Gene Ontology annotation, biological process: inflammatory response. Lineage: Eukaryota; Metazoa; Chordata; Lepidosauria; Squamata; Colubridae. The record is from RefSeq and is a predicted model, not a curated record.